This is a messenger RNA of Rotaria socialis, 2226 nucleotides long. Lineage: Eukaryota; Metazoa; Rotifera; Eurotatoria; Philodinida; Philodinidae. The record is from the annotation of a GenBank genome assembly.
AUGUACGGUCUUCUACUACAAGCAGCUAUUGAAAUUAUAAGAGCCAAAUAUGGACAAGAAAUAUGGGAGCAAAUUAGAAAUACACUUAAUAUUGAGACGAAUUCAUUUUCGGUAUUUCAACAAUAUGGGGAAACAUUAUUUAUGCGAGUAACAAGAAACUUAAGUGAAAUUCGAAAUGAGCCAGUGUGCGAUCUUAUGAAUGUAUUUGGAACGGAAUUCGUUUCGUACAUUUCAAAUUAUGGCUAUGAUCGCGUCUUACGAAUUCUCGGACAUAAUAUGCGAGAUUUUCUCAAUGGUUUGGACAAUUUGCAUGAAUAUAUGCGUUAUACAUAUCCACGAAUGCGACCACCAUCAUUUUAUGUUGAAAAAGAAAGUGCCCAUGGUUUAACACUUCACUAUCGUAGUCGACGUCGAGGCUAUGUUCAUUACGUUAUCGGACAAAUCAUGGAGGUUGGUCGUCGAUUUUAUGAUACCAAAGUUCAAAUUGAAAUCAUUAGCGAACAAGAUGAAACUGAAUUAUCGCACGUUAUAUUAGAACUUAAAUUUGAAAAUACGGCAUACGUUCAACAUACAAUUGCUAAUAAACAAUCAAAUGAGCUUAAUUUAGCCAUAGAUUGUUAUGUUUUUUAUGAAUUAUUUCCAUUUCACAUAAUUCUAUCGGAUACAUUAGCAAUCAUUUCAGCUGGAGAAUCUUUAACACAAUUAUUUCCACAUAUUGUUGGUGAACUUGUUCGUGACAUAUUCACACUUGUUCGGCCAAGUGUAGCAUUGAAUUCGAUAGAAAUUGUGUCGCAUUCAAAUAAUGUUUUUGAAUUCGCAUCUAUUGAACCAUUGCACAAAUUUUUAAAUGACAAUGAACCAGAAACACAUGAGAAAAAAAGUGAAGAUACUUCGGAAAUGCUUUUAAGCAUAUCGGCACAUCAAGAAGUACACGAAGAAUAUUUACGUCUUCGCGGUCAGAUGCUGUAUGUAGAAGAAUGGAAACUAAUUAUCUAUUUGGCUACGCCAGUUCUUGAAAAUCUCGAUGUUAUGUUUAACACUGGUCUAUUUAUAAAUGAUUUGUCCAUGCAUGAUUCAAGUCGAGAUCUGGUUUUGGCUGGUACACAACAAAGUGCUGAACUUAAAUUAGCACUUGAUCAGGAAAAACAAAAAAGCAAAGCAUUAGAAGAUAGCAUGAAAAAAUUAGAUGUGGAAAUGAAACGAACUGAUUUACUUCUUUAUCAAAUGAUACCCAAGAAAAUUGCAGACCGUUUACGCGGUGGAGAAAAAGCAGCUACUCUUUGCGAGACAUUUGAAAGUUGCACAAUUUUAUUCAGUGAUGUUGUUGGUUUUACAACAAUAUGUUCGUCACUUACGCCGAUGGAAGUUGUAUCGGUACUCAAUGAAAUGUAUACAAAAUUCGAUAAAUGCUUAGAAGCACAUAAUUGUUUUAAAGUUGAAACAAUUGGCGAUGCUUAUAUGUUAGUUAGUGGUGUACCGGAACGUGCAAAAAAUCAUGCAGCAGAAAUUAUUGAUAUGGCAUUCGAUAUGUUGGAUUCAAUUGUUACGGUAACAAAUCCAACUAAUAAUGAAAAACUUAAAAUUCGUAUUGGUUGUCAUAGUGGUCCAGUAGUUGCUGGUAUAGCAGGUAUUAAAAUGCCACGUUAUUGUCUCUUUGGCGACACAGUAACAACGGCGAACAGAUUGGAACAAACUAGUAAAGCAUUGCAUAUUCAUGUAACUGAAGCAACAUAUCAAUUACUAGAACGUAAAAUAUACGACGUCCAAGAACGCCCGAAACUAGCGAUAAAUGGUGGUUUAACAGUUCCAACAUAUUUUAUAUUGAAUAAAAAAGAUCGUAGCGGCAAAGUUAUACAACGCCCAUUUCAAUCUAUAUUAAGCCAGAUGAAACGUGAAGAAACUGAAGAAGCAAAACUGAAACAAACAAAUAGUCUCAAAGGUGGACUUCCUCGAAAUUCAAAUUCAGCCAAGGCAAAAGAUAGCAGCGUUGUUCCAACAACAAUACCUGAAAGCGAGCGACAACUUGUACCACCUGAGCAUAAUGCAGUGCCAGCUAUUGUAAUCAAGAGCGACGACACUGCAACACAGGUAACACAAAAUACAACAGGCGGAAGUAAAAAUCUCGAUUGCCAAUCACUUCAAACAAAUGAAACUAUCAGUGAACCGAAUAAUUCAGCAAAAAUCCCUAGUAGAUCAGUACGUAGUAAAGCAUGCGCAGUUCUUUGA